GCUGUCACAACCACUCUGUACUCACUCUUACAUUUACAUUCUCUCAAGUAUCUACAAAAAUUAUAUAUUUUUUCACUUUGAUUCCCAUUGGAAAGAGCCCGGAGACCGGAGAGGUCAAGAUAGCAGUGGUGUAUCGCCAAGAACAGACCUAGUCGGGCUUUUGAAUUAAGGUAUUAAGAUCUCUUGGAAUGGCCUUCGUAGCGCGUCGUAGCAGCGAUGGCAAGGUUGUGGACCGCCAGCCAGUAUCCUGGAGGAGCAGCAUGCCCAUUUCAGAUAUCAGCGACGAGGAUGAUACUGGAUCCAUGCUGGGCUACACGAAUCGCACAUUCAGAGCUCCCGAAACCGUCAGGUUUGUGGGUGAUGGAGGCGACGCCGACGGAGCUUUAGACCCAGAUUCGCCGAAGGAAGCCCAAUCGGAUUUUAAGGUCAAUAUAAUCAAGAAAAAGGAAAUGGUUGCUGAGCUGGAAUACCAGGAAGAUGGCGGCGAUGCAUCUGGCAGCGACGUCGACUCAAUCAUGAGUUUCUGCCAGCAACUGGACGAGGAAGAAGCCAGUGACAUGAUGUACAACCUGACAGGCUCACAGGAUCAAGAGGAUCUGCAGGACCUGCAGGAUCAAGAAGAUACAGAUAAAGAGAGCGACAUAAUGACAAUGAUGGGCAAGCCAGAAGAUCUAGCAUCCAUGACGGAUACAGAGACCGUGAUGAACGUCAAUGAUGAUUCAAUGAGCAUGUCUUCAUUCGGCAGCUUUACGCCCACAGUGACCGAGAGCAUCGGUGGGGAUGACAAUCUGGACAAUAUCAGUGGCAGGACCUUCUUUACGCCAAACACCCGCGAAGAAACCAAGGCUAUUCCUCAACCAGAUGCCGUCAGUGAAGCCGAUCAGGGCCAGCUUUCGAGUCGCACCUUCGACAUGAGCAUUCGGGGUAGCCACCGUCUCCACGAUGGCUCCUCGGUGUCCACUUGCAGCUGGACGGACAUGUACGGUGAGGCCCUACAGCCUUCCGACAAUCGCAGCAACGUGGUGCCAUCCCUGAGUCUGGCUAGCGUCAACUCCGACACGUCCACCUAUUACAAGAAUCUGGAGGAGGUCAAGGAGCGGCAGGGCCAGGCGGCCUACGAAGACUGGAAGGCCAGGAAGGCGGCUCAAAAACAGCAGAAGAUCCUGGCCGCAAAGCGGGAGCGAGAGAAGCGAGAAGCGGAGGCGGUUCUUCGCCAGAAGCUAGCCCAGGAACGGUUUCAGGAGUGGUGCCGUCGCAAAGAGGAACAACAACAGAAGGAACACAAGGCUCCGGUCCGGAAACCGGGAAAUACCAGCGCCAGCUUAAGCCAGCCGAGCUCUGGAAACUCUACCGCCACUAGCUCCAUUUCUGGAAAAGGUUUGGGAUCGCCACCAGCGAGACCAACACGGCGAGUGGCACCAGAAGUAACCAAGAAGCGACUUAAGGAAUGGGAGCGGGUCAAGUUGGAGCAACAACAGCAGGAACGGGAACGGCUGCGGAAGCAGCAGGAGUUCAAGACAAAGCAGGAGGAGGAGCGCAAGAAGAGAUCGCAGGGCGCCUGGAACAAUUGGAUGAAGCAGGUGGACAAGCGGGCCAAACCCGUUCCACUAAAUCAAGGAUUCGACACUCUGCGCGGCACCAUCUCCAACAUCUACAUCAAUCCCGUCCAGUGGGUGUCCAACAUUGAUCCUCCCAAGACCGGUCGCAGUCACUAAUUUUUCCCUGAAGGUCCAUUAUUCUUAUAUGCUUUAUUUCGUCAAACUUUUAAGCUAAAAACCAAAAAAAUCCCCCAAAAAAAUCGUUUCUAGGGGCUUUGCCCCUCGGUUGAAGUGCCUAGGUAGUAUUGUGCUGAGAACCAGGGUUGCUGGGCCACCCGAUAAAUUUUAAAAUAUUUUGUUUAUUGGAUAAUGGCGGUAUUGUCUGCAAAGAUUUGUCUUUUCCAAUAAACUAAAAAAUAUGGAACAUUA
Drosophila ananassae is the source of this 1967-nucleotide messenger RNA. Its product is annotated as inner centromere protein A. The transcript has 2 exons. The record is from RefSeq and is a predicted model, not a curated record. Bases 189 to 1715 code for a protein of 508 amino acids. Lineage: Eukaryota; Metazoa; Arthropoda; Insecta; Diptera; Drosophilidae.